AUGGUGAAUUUAUGCCCAGCUCCGCCAAGCACAGACCGAGGCAAACAGACAGCUCAACUCGAAAAUCAAAUCCAGCCAACAACAAAAGUUCAACAACCUUACGCAAAGUACACGAGAGCCAGCCCACCCACACCAGUCCGAGCUCCAAAGGGAUUGAAUUUUGUCCCAACCACCAAAACCAUACCCAAGGAUGACUUCAUCGUAGACAUCGAAGAAGGCCUACAACAAUUAGCACCCGGGGGCCACAUCGACUACCUCCGCCACCAGAUAGCAUCCCUACUGGACAAAGCACAACCCCAACGAACCAACCUAACUAAAGAAGAAAGCAGAGCCCUGGCCGAACUGAAGAAAGACAAGUCCAUAACCAUAGCACCAGCUGAUAAAGGAAAAGCCGCAGCCAUUCUUGACAAAACAGAUUUUAACAAACUGGUAGACAACUUACUAACAGACCAGUCCACAUACCGAACCCUGAAAACUGACCCCACCAACAAGUUUGACCGGCAACACAGAUCCCUCCUGAACCAACUCAAAACCAGUGGUGAGAUCACACCUGAAAUCCAACGUAAGUUAACAGUGCAACACCCCCGUGCACCGUAUGCCCGUGCAACCAUCAAAAUCCACAAGGACCCUGUAAAAGCCAGGUUACUGAUAUGCUCCAGAGGAACUGUCUUCUAUAACACUGCCCAGUACCUCACGAGACUACUAUCACUAUGGUCUAAGGCUGCCGACUCCUUUAUCAAAGACUCAGCUGACUUCUGUAACAAAAUACGUCAGAUCAAUGAACCCUGCAAACUUGUGAGCUACGAUGUUAUUGACCUAUUCACCAAUGUCCCAACCAGCCAAGCCCUAGAUGUCAUAAGAGACAAGAUAACAACCACUCCACCGACGACAUCCCUAUCCCCAGAUAAUAUCAUCCGCCUACUGGACUGUUGCCUGUCAUCCACUUACUUCACUUGGGGUGACACAAUUUAUGAGCAGAUCCAUGGCCUCCCCAUGGGAUCCCCACUAUCCCCGAUUGUCUCCGAGAUCUACCUAACUGAACUAGAGAACAAAGCCUUAGCCACGUCACCCAUCCAGCCCAUCUAUGUCCACGUGAAGAGAACAGCGGACGCUCUCCAAACCACAGUGUACCGCAAACCGACCCACUCCGACCAGUACAUCCACUACAAGUCCAACCACCCGCCCAAAACCAAGACCGGCAUCAUCUCCACCCUCACAAAGAGAGCUAAACUCAUCUGUAAUAGCAACUUAGAUGAAGAGAUCCAACACCUGCGCACAGUUUCCGCCCACCUGAAUGGAUACCCAGCAGACCAAGUAAAUAAAACCAUCCAGAAGUCCUCGCAACCUGAACACAAUCAACAGUCUAGAGUCCACGUGGAAGGCCCCGGUAUACGAAUCAACCUCCCCUACAUAGGUCCAACCAGCCACAAAAUAGCCCGCCUAAUAAAACAGACAACUGGAAUAGAAACAGUCUUCAGAAGCCUGACCACACUAAAGACCCACCUACAUGCCACAGGAAAGAAGACACCAACCAAACCCCAGCCUCCCAAAGGAGUUGUCUACCAAUUAAAAUGCAGCUGCAACAACUCCUACAUAGGUGAAACAGGCAGACCGCUUCAAACCAGAAUUAAAGAACACCAAUCAUCAGUACAGAAACUUGACUCCAAAUCUGCCAUAUCUGACCACAUACAUGAAAACCCAUCCCACAACAUCAACUGGAAUACAGUCAGGACACUUAACAUGAAUCAGCCCCAUUGGAAGAAACGAAAACUACAGGAAGCCAUCCAGAUUAAGAGAUUAAAGCCCAGCCUGAACAGAGAUCACGGCAUCUACCUCCCCUCAGCUUAUGAUCUGCUAAUCCUCCAAACCGCUCAGGAACCCCACCGAGCCUAG
Liolophura sinensis is the source of this 1893-nucleotide messenger RNA. RefSeq lists its product as uncharacterized. NCBI's taxonomy places the organism in Eukaryota, Metazoa, Mollusca, Polyplacophora, Chitonida, Chitonidae. Bases 1 to 1893 code for a protein of 630 amino acids. The record is from RefSeq and is a predicted model, not a curated record. The transcript is spliced from 3 exons.